ACAAAAACAGCUGGAAUGCCCCUCCCCUCUCUCAGCUCCUCAGUUCCUUCCCCUUUUGUUCCAUGUAAGAAAUCACUGGAGCCAGCAGCAGCAGGGAGAGGAUGGGAGAGAGAGCCUCUCUGCCAAGAGCAUGCCAACCCUCCAAGAAACCCAGGCAGCCUUUCCCGUCUCCCAGCCUCCUCUCUGCAAGCUGAGGAUCCCAGCCAGGCUGCCCUGAUGCUUUCCCUGCAGCAUCAGCAUCCUUUGAAUUACACAGAGACGUUUUUUUGAACAGCCUGCCUGCAUCUUGUCAGUUACCUCCAUUUCUCCUUGUGCCUGCUGGGAUGCAGCAAGCUCCAUCCGAAGGGAGUGGCAUUGGGCACCUGGCUGGGAUUACAGCGCCUUCUGGGCCGCGGAUUGGGGGGUCCGCUCGGGGCCUAAAGCAGGGCGAAGAAGCCUGAUCCACCCCCCCCCCCCCAGCCCUCCUUCUGCAAAGCUGCUCGAUGGGGAGAGAGAAAAGUCUUUGAAGAUGGAGGAAGAGGUCCUUCACCUACAUGCCUGACACUGUGACGCCACGCAUCCUGUCAGAGAGUCCCUUGUAGCUUCAGCCACAGAUCCAGGUCACCAUGCUAAAGCCAAGUGGACUCAAAAUCCCCGGCCGAACUGGGAAACACUCCAGUCCCGUGGGACGGCCCAGUGGGACAGCGACCACUGCAGCUCCCACGGCUCCCACUGCUACGAAAGAAGGUUCGCCAUUGCACAAACAAGGUUCCACCACUACAGCUGCUCCUGAGAAGCCCGCAGCGUCAAAGGUCGCUGAGGUGGGCGAUGACUUCCUUGGAGACUUUGUGAUAGGCGAACGCGUCUGGGUGAAUGGAGUGAAGCCAGGAGUGAUCCAGUAUUUGGGAGAGACCCAGUUUGCCCCCGGACAAUGGGCAGGGGUAGUUCUGGAUGACCCAGUCGGGAAGAAUGAUGGCUCCGUGGGUGGCGUGCGCUACUUUGAGUGCCAGCCGCUGCAGGGGAUUUUCACACGGCCUUCCAAGCUGACCCGUCAGCCCACCGCGGAGGGCUCGGGGAGCGACACCCACUCCGUGGAGUCCCUGACCGCCCAGAACUUGUCUCUCCACUCGGGGACGUCCACACCGCCUCUCUCCACCCGUGUCAUUCCGUUGAGAGAAAGCGUCCUCAACAGUACCAUGAAGACGGGGAACGAAUCCGGGUCGAACCUGUCAGACAGUGGGUCAGUGAAAAAAGGGGAUAAAGAUUUCCGUCUCGGAGACCGUGUCCUUGUGGGCGGAACAAAAACAGGUGUAGUGCGCUAUGUGGGGGAGACAGAUUUUGCCAAAGGAGAAUGGUGCGGUGUGGAACUGGACGAACCGUUGGGGAAGAACGACGGUGCCGUGGCUGGAACAAGAUAUUUUCAGUGCCCACCCAAGUUUGGCCUCUUUGCUCCCAUUCACAAGGUGAUCCGGAUUGGCUUCCCCUCCACCAGCCCUGCCAAAGCCAAGAAGAGCAAGAGGCUGGCCAUGGGGGUCUCAGCCCUGACCCACAGCCCCAGCAGUUCGUCCAUCAGCUCCGUCAGUUCUGUGGCCUCCUCAGUCGGGGGACGACCCAGCCGCAGCGGAUUACUGACGGAGACGUCUUCUCGCUACGCCCGGAAGAUCUCUGGCACAACAGCCCUGCAGGAGGCUCUGAAGGAAAAACAGCAGCACAUCGAGCAGUUGCUGGCCGAGCGGGACCUGGAGAGAGCUGAGGUUGCCAAGGCGACUAGUCGCAUCUGUGAAGUAGAGAAGGAAAUCGCCAUCCUGAAAGCACAGCAUGAGCAGUAUAUUGCUGAAGCAGAGGGGAAUUUGCAGCGAGCACGGACCCUCCUCGAUGGAGCACAGAAGGAGAAAUUUGAGUUGGUGAACCAGUUAGAAGAAGAGAAAAGGAAGGUCGAAGACCUCCAGUUUCGUGUGGAAGAAGAGUCCAUUACAAAGGGAGAUUUGGAGACUCAGACCCAGCUGGAGCAUGCCCGAAUACGGGAGCUCGAGCAGAGCCUCUUGUUUGAGAAGACGCAGGCUGAAAAGCUUCUCAAAGAGUUGGAGGAUGGCCGGUUGACCACAGUAGCAGAACAGUCCAGAAUCCUCCAACUAGAAGAAGAACUGAACAUAAGGAAGAGCGAAGUAGAGGAACUGAGGGAGUGUCUCAAGAACUCUCACCAACUGGAUUCUCCAGAUCACAGUCUGGGCCUGCAGACAGAAGCCCUCCGCUUACGAGACCAGCUCCUCUCCGCUAACAAAGAGCAUCAGAAAGAAAGCGUCCAGUUGAAGGAGAAGUAUGAGAAAACAUUGAAGAAACAUCAGCAGGAAGCUGAGAAACUGAAAGCGCUCAAUGAGAAGUACUCUCUGGAAAUCGUUGACCUCAAGCAGAAAGUUCAGCAAGCCACCAAUGAGAACAUGGGGAUGAUGGACAACUGGAAGUCCAAACUGGACACUUUAGCGUCUGAUCACCAGAAGUCCCUGGAGGAUCUCAAGGCUACCUUGAACACAGGUCCUGACUCCCAGCAGAAGGAGAUUGUGGAGCUGAAGGCCAUUGUGGAGAGCGUCAAGAUGGAGCACCAGUUGGAGCUCGAGAACCUCAAAGCCAAGCAUGACAUCGAGACUGCAGUUCACAUUAAGGAGAAGGAGAGCCUGAAGCUGAAGCUACGAGAAGCCAAGGACGAGCUCGAAGAAAGCGGCAACAACUGGAAGAUGCAACUGGAGACCAAAGCCAACCAACACCUCCUUGACCUUCAGGACUUGAAGGAGAAGUGUCGAGAUGCAGAUUUCCGAGUCCACGAACUGGAGAAGCUGCAUGGCGACUACAAGGAUCAAGCCCAAGCCAUCGGUUUCUUGAAAGAGCAGAUCUCUCUGGCUGAGAAAAAGAUGCAGGACUAUGAGACGUUGCAGAAAACCGAAGCCCAGAGCAAGCAAGAGAUCCAGAGGCUGCAGGAGAAAGUCCUGGUACUGGAGAACAAAUUGCAGUCUGCGGAGACUCUCCAUCCUUCUCAACAUGCAAAUAUGAUUGAGACGAAUGAUAUUUCAGAAGAAAAGAUCAAGAUGAAACAGAUGAUGGAAGAUCUCCAGGACCGGUUGAGCAAAAAGGACAAAGAGGUUUCGUCACUUGUCUCCCAGACGGACACUUUAAGGGCCCAAGUAAGUGCACUGGAAAAUAAAUGCAAAAGUACAGAGAAGAAGGCAGACAGUCUCUUUAAAGAGAAGAAGAGGCUGGAAUCAGAACUUGAAACAGUAUCCAAGAAGACCCACGAUGCUUCUGGACAGCUGGUCCUGAUCAGCCAGGAGCUCCUAAAAAAAGAAAGAAGCCUCAAUGAACUGCGUGCUUUGCUCUUGGAAGCCAACAGACAUUCGCCUGGGCCCGAGCGGGACUUGAGCCGCGAAGUACACAAAGCAGAAUGGAGGCUGAAGGAGCAGAAACUCAAAGACGACAUCAAAGGCCUGAGGGAGAAACUGAUUAUUUUGGAUAAAGAGAAAUCGGUAACGGACCAGAGGCGGUAUUCUCUGAUUGACCCUUCAUCAGAGUCGGAGGUUCUCCGGUUGCAGCACCGGCUGGUUAGCACCGAGGACGUCCUGCGGAAUGCCUUGGAGCAGGGACAGCAGAUGGAGAAGCUGAUGGAGGCUAUGAGGACUUCUCCUGAAAAAACUCAGACAAUUGGAAAUUCUGGCUCUGCAAAUGGGAUCCAUCAACAGGAUAAAUCUCACAAGCAGGAGGAGAAGCACUGAUGAAGGAGAAGAGAUCGGAGAGGACUGCACUACACUUGGAUCUGCUGCUGCUGAAAACGGGCCGGUACAAGAGAUGCCCUUCCCACUCCCAGCUGUGGCGCCACCAAAAGACCAUUUGCCGGGUGUUACUACUCUAAGAGCACAACUCUGUUUCUGGCGUACGUUCAUGGACGUGGACUGGGCAGCUCUUUCCCCCAGCGGUUCAGAUUUGCCAAGAUGGGCCUAGUUGCAGCAGCAGCACUACAGCGGUUGUGCCCUUGUUUUGAAUUUUCCCUCCAGUAUUGCCUUGAGCUUUUAGCAGCGUUCAGUGAUGAGGGUGAUAAGUCGAGUCAGCUUUACCUGACCACGUGGAUGCCUACGACUAUAUCGUACGACGUGAGAUGCCUCUUCGUUGAUCCUCCGGGACACUUGAGGCAUCUAAGAAAGUGGCAUGUGGCGUUUAAUUCCUCCCUCCUUCAGGGAAAGCACUCCCUUUCCUUUCUACGCUUGGUGGCGCCGCAAAGACUUUUGGUGUGGAGAUGUUGGCUGCGCAAACCAACUCCGUUCCUAGAUGUCUCACAGACACUGUGCAGAGGAAAAAGAGUCUUAAGACUUCUGAAUGUGUGGAUUCUCCUUAGUCCUAAUCAUAUAAUGUGUGACCGCAGAUUUUCAGGUGGACCUUUCUCUAACUUAUUUUAACUUAACUUAGUAACUGUUGAGUCAUGGGUUAUUUUGGAGUUUACAAAACGGCAGCGGAUUCUCUCUUGUCAGUGCCCAUAAAGAGACUCCCCUCUUUCUGAUCUGAAAUCUCUAACUCAUCCAUACCAAUGUCUAAAGAAACAGCAGAAAUGUGCGUCUUAUUGUGGUGGAGUUGUACGCCCAGAAAAGCUCUGAAGGUGUUUGGGAUCUUCUGUCUUUGUGAUUUUCAGUGAAUUCGCCAAGUUUGAAGUUACCUCAUAACUUAAUUUCUCUAACACAGAGAUUAAUCUCCAAAUAAGAAAGAACAUUUGAUUUUCUAGCAUACAAAUGACGGGGUUGAGUGCGUGUGUGUGUUUUCUUCUUUUUACAGGUACACAGAUUGGAGAGAAAUGUGUUUUUUUGGUGUGUACCCAAAAAUGCUUGCAUUUUCUGAAAGCAAGGUCAGUCUCAAAAGAGUUUUCCACACUGGGUUUUUUUUAAUGCGGCUUGGCUUGUUAACCGCAUCGGGAUUUUGCCUCCCUUUCAGACAAUAUUGUUUGGUAGUAGUUACUCUUGUCCCCCCCCUCCCCGAGUGUUUUUUCCCCUUGAAAAUAUAGGGAAAAUGGAAAGAAAAAGUAGGAGAGCAAUGACUAACAAAGGAUAUAGUCUUAAGGGAGGAGAAAAGCCAAUUUAGUUACGUCAGUCUGUAUCAAAACCUUGUGUGGAACACCCUUGAGUUUGGCACGGUUAAUCUGUGAAAUGGAGCUGGGUACAGAGUGAAAACUUGGAGAAGAGAUCUCUGAGAUAAAACUUUCUGUUUCGUAAUCAUGGCUGGGACCCAAUUAGUUUUUGAUGGACAUUUUGCACCCCCUGCUCGUAGUACAUUCUCCUGGUUGUUUAAGUUAGCCUGUUUUCUUAUUCUAAUUGAAACCUGGCAGAGGAACAACGGAAUGAGAUAACCGUUAACAACACUGCUAUUGAAAAUAAGAGAAACUCACUGCCAUUUCUUGCCAUGUCCAGAGGAGGCGGAAGAGAGCAAGAAGGUAGACAGGUGUAGGACAAGAGGAGUGAAAGCCCAUCCUGCAGUUUGAGCUAAUGUCAAUCUAAUGAUGCAGGCUCCGGCAAUGUAUGAAGAACACCUUUGGCUAUGACGAAGAAGGGCUCUUAGCAGGUUAGCUUCUGUCCAGGUUAACUUCAUUUCUGCUCACCCCAGGAAGCUUCGGCUUUCCUCCCCUGCACAGUUUUGCCUGUUGAAAGCGGCCACCUUUGUACCUGUUCUGCUUUUGUAUUCAGAGCUAGGAACAGCCAGCAGGGUGGGUCAGUUUUGACUAGCAAAAGAAUGCGAGGGUGGAAUCCUUUCUCCUCCUGGCAUUGCAGGGCUUGGUCAUACGCAGCUAUUGCUUUUUAAAAAGAUCUGAUCCCAGAUCCCCACAGCUCACCUAGUCAGAUGCUAUGUUCCACCCCCCCCCUUCUUUGCACAAACUAAUUUUAGUGUCCUGAGUGUGCGAUAGACCCCUAAAUGCAUUUUUAUGCUUGCUUUUUGUCUGUGUGCGUGCGUGCCUGUAUCCCUAAUUCGGCUUUAGAUCCUAUAAUGCAAUUCUGUUGAGUUUUAAUUGGCUUCUAAGUUUCCUUACAUCUUUCUGAGAAAUGUUCCCUGCCUUGCCCCAUGUUCUGGAUCUGCGACACUUUGAUGCCCCUGACGAGAAAGACCGACGGGGAGAAAGAAAUGGGAGUUCUCUCCAGCAGAUGUAGGUCUGGAGCUCUCUUUCUUUCUAGAAUAAAGCCUGAACAGUAGCUACAGUAUUGGUGUGGGUAUAGGGGAGAGAAUCCAGCUAUGUCUCCUUCUGCAUAUCUUGGCCACUUAUCAAAUCUCCACUAAACCUUUGCACGUCCUGACAUAUAAGCUAGGGAAAGAUCUGUACCAUUAUUGCUUAGUUACUUCAUGAUUAAAAAGGAAUUGGAUACACACG
This is a messenger RNA of Sphaerodactylus townsendi, 6367 nucleotides long. It is a transcript of the gene CLIP2, whose product is annotated as CAP-Gly domain containing linker protein 2. The coding region runs from base 606 to 3740 and encodes 1044 amino acids. Gene Ontology annotation, biological process: cytoplasmic microtubule organization. NCBI's taxonomy places the organism in Eukaryota, Metazoa, Chordata, Lepidosauria, Squamata, Sphaerodactylidae. Gene Ontology annotation, cellular component: cytoplasm; microtubule plus-end; nucleus. Gene Ontology annotation, molecular function: microtubule plus-end binding. The transcript is spliced from 17 exons. The record is from RefSeq and is a predicted model, not a curated record.